AUGGAGGUCAACUAUGUGAAUGGGCAACCUUUUGUGCAGAACCGUGGUUUCAACUCGAACUACAGAAACCAUCCGAACAUGUCCUACAGGAGCACCAACGUCGAGAACCCUCAGGAUCAGGUCUAUCCGCCUCGAUCGAACCAGAACCAGCAGAGUUAUCAGAAGAGCUAUCCUAACAGCUUCCAGGAGAAGACCUUGCCCCAAACCAGAAUCGUUCUCAAGCAGAUGUUGAUGAACCAGCAGAAGUCCACUGCGGAGACACACUUGAAGAUAGACACCAUGUACAACGAUCUGAAUGGGAAGUACGAAGCUGUGUGGACUCACGUGAAGAAGCUGGAUGUCCAAGUAGCUCAAACCGCUGAAGCUGUGAAGAGACCUCAUGGAACCCUUCCUGGGAAAGGAGAGCAAACCCCAGGAAUGACUGCAGAGACUGCUCCAGCCAGAGCUUACACACCUAAGAUGAUUCCUGCUCUGAAGAAGUACAUGAAGGAGCUGAUAUCUGGGAAAGUAGCUGAGGAUGAGAACGUCAUGCUAGUGUCGAGGAGUGCAGCGCUGUGCUGCAGAACAAGCGAUGGGAUACACAAGUUCAAACCCACGAAAGUCUCCUUGGUUUUCGCUGACAGAUCGACUAAGUUCCCAGUCGGUAUACUUGAGGAUCUACAUGUGCAGAUAGGGAACACACUCAUUCCAGCAGACUUUGUAGUCCUCGAGCUCGACGAAGAGCCUAAGGAUCCACUGAUACUAGGGCGAAACUUCCUAUGCACAGCUGGUGCAAUCAUUGAUGUGAAGGGAGGAAUCAUUGAUCUCCAUCUGGGAGAUAUCGUCAUGAGGUUCGAGAUGAACAAACUCCUCAAGAAGCCAAUGUUAGAUGGGCAAACUUAUGUGAUUGAAGAUGGCUCAAACUUGGUGGACGAAGUGAGUGAGGAGAUGCUUCUUGACGACCCUCUGGAGGUAGCUUUGACUAAAGCUGAAGGCGAGUAUGAUUUCCUGAAUGAGGAAGCCGAUGGCUUCGGGAAGAUGAUGGAUGCGAGCGGCAAGAUGGAGAGACUGGUGGCGUUCAUGAGCUUGGAGGAUCGAUCGAACUGCCAGAUCGAUCGAAUGCACCUCAGAGAGUCCCGUCAACAGCCCUGGAGCGAGUCGAGUGCACCUAAGCUCGAGCUGAAAACACUCCCUGCGGGGCUCAGGUAUGCAUUUCUGGGACCUAACUCUACAUACCCUGUGAUAGUGAAUGCUGAGCUGAACAAUGUUGAACUUGCUUUGCUUCUCUGUGAGCUUAGGAAGUAUAGAAAAGCUAUAGGGUAUUCGCUAGAUGACAUCCCUGGAAUUUCUCCUGAUCUUUGCAUGCAUAGAAUACAUCUAGAAGAUGAAUCGAUGACUUCUGUAGAACAUCAGAGGAGGUUAAACCCGAAUCUAAAAGAUGUUGUCAAGAAAGAGAUAAUGAAACUUCUAGAUGCUGGUGUAAUUUAUGCUAUAUCUGAUAGUAAGUGGGUCAGUCCUGUGCAUGUAGUUCCUAAGAAAGGUGGUAUAACUGUUGUUAAGAAUGAUAGGAACGAGCUGAUACCCACUAGAACUGUCACUGGUCAUCGCAUGUGCAUUGAUUACCGCAAACUGAAUGCUGCAACUCGCAAAGAUCAUUUUCCUCUCCCAUUUAUUGAUCAAAUGCUUGAGAGAUUGGCUAACCAUCCAUACUACUGCUUUUUAGAUGGUUACUCAGGUUUCUUUCAGAUCCCCAUCCACCCAGACGACCAGGAGAAGACGACAUUCACAUGUCCAUAUGGCACUUAUGCAUAUCGCAGAAUGCCGUUUGGACUGUGCAAUGCACCGGCGACGUUCCAGCGCUGCAUGAUGUCUAUUUUCACUGACCUUAUUGAGGACAUAAUGGAAGUUUUCAUGGACGACUUUUCCGUCUAUGGAAGCUCCUUUGCUGUGUGUUUGUCUAAUCUGUGCAGGGUAUUGCAGCGGUGUGAGGAGAGACAUCUUGUGCUGAACUGGGAGAAAUGCCACUUCAUGGUGAGAGAUGGGAUCGUGCUGGGACAUAGGAUUUCAGAGAAGGGAAUCGAGGUCGACAGAGCGAAGAUCGAGGUGAUGAUGAGUCUACAGCCGCCUAAUUCUGUCAAGGGAAUCCGCAGCUUUCUGGGGCAUGCAGGGUUCUACAGGCGAUUCAUCAAGGACUUCUCCAAGAUCACCAGACCUUUGACGCUGCUGUUGUGUAAGGAGGUCAAGUUCGACUUUGACAGUACAUGUUGGAGGCCUUUCACACGAUCAAGGGAGCUCUGGUGA
This is a messenger RNA of Microthlaspi erraticum, 2280 nucleotides long. NCBI's taxonomy places the organism in Eukaryota, Viridiplantae, Streptophyta, Magnoliopsida, Brassicales, Brassicaceae. The record is from the annotation of a GenBank genome assembly.